UAGUAAAUUAAAACAUUAAAUUAACUAAAACAUAGAAAAGUAAGUGUAUAAAACUAAUUAAAAGAUAUAUUUGCACAUGACUGGUUAUGCAUGAUACGCUGGCAAUGUGCGCAAUGUCCUUUAAUCCAAGAUUCAAAAUUAGUUUGUUUCCUAUGUCAAAAUGGCGGAUUCCAAUGUUUACAUUUUUCCAUCGAUUUGAGAGCUGACACAAAUUCGUAUCCAAUCAUUAAUUUGCAUAUUAUGUACUGUGUAGGGUAGCUUAUCCAAUGGGAUUUACUGUUAUAAAGUGGCUAAAAGUUACCAUCAAUCGUUACAAAAGUGCCAUGUGUUUUGUGUGUAUAGCUCAGGAAUGAUGUGUAUUCAAUAUUUACGACAAUAUCACCACGACCGUACCUGGAGACAGUAAACCAUCAUGGCACGUGUUGCUAUGAUUACAUUUUUAGUCAUGAUUUGUACAAUUAUUGUGGAAGCUGUUUUUUUUCUGGAAGAACCAACAACGAAAAGUUCACAUGAAAAAUUAAAAAGUGAAUUUCCAUAUUACUGGGAGGUAAUAUGUUCCUGUUGUUAUACAUUUACUAUUAACGGACCUGAAUACUGUGAUUAUAUUUUUUUGAACCAUAGGACAGGAAAGUUAUAUGAACGUUCCAAGCCAAAUGUCCACAUAGGGCCUGAGGAUCUAAAAAUACCAGCCCCAGUACCAGUAACAGGAGAUUGGAACGUAGGUGGUUGCGAAGAUGGCUGGUAUAAUUGGCAAGGGGGAGGCACCUGUUACAAAGUUUCUGCUUUUAAUGAUACGAAAACCCAAUGUGAGGCUGCUAAAGCAUGCAAAAACAUAGGAGCAGAGUUGUUAUACUCUAAUUUUUUUCCUGAAUGGGAACUUCCUAUAGCGGCAAUGUAUGCAAAUCAUAGCAAGAUAAGAACUCAUUAUAUCUGGACAAGUGGAUACAGAGACAAAGACAAAGACAAAUGGUAUUGGGGAAAUAACCAUGGAGAAGUUCCAGAAAUAGCAUUGCGACUAAGUUAUAUAGCUAUAGGGAAAGGUCAUCCUGACCAUGGGAAUUGUUUAGCAACAUAUAUACUAUAUGACUGGCAAAAACAACUGGAUUGUAAUUUUAAAUUCAACUAUGUCUGCAAGAAAAAGGCGCAAAAGGAGCCAUAAACAAAAUAUGGGUAACACUAUGAUAUUAGAAUACGCCUUAGGGUUCAAACUUAUGCUAUUAAAAUAGGCCUAGGUGGUUAUAGUAUGCUAUUAGAAUAGAAUGUACUUUUAAAUGGAAGCAAUAGAUAUUGUGUUGGUUCUUCAUAUUCCUAAUAUAGAUACAAAUAUGCAGAAAAUAGUAUCAGAUUGAAUGUUUUGAGCAACCUUAAAUGAUUUAUAAUAAGUUAUGAAAACCUUGUAUUAAUAAACUGUUGAAACAUA
Molecule: messenger RNA, 1420 nt
Organism: Mytilus californianus (California mussel)
Lineage: Eukaryota; Metazoa; Mollusca; Bivalvia; Mytilida; Mytilidae
Exons: 7
Coding region: 413-1159 (248 amino acids)
Source: RefSeq, a predicted model, not a curated record